Molecule: messenger RNA, 1932 nt
Organism: Durusdinium trenchii
Lineage: Eukaryota; Dinophyceae; Suessiales; Symbiodiniaceae
Source: the annotation of a GenBank genome assembly
AUGGGCCUUUUGAAGUGGUGCGCCCUGCUGCCAGCCACUGCUGCAGCCUCGUUGUCGGUCUUCGGCCACAAGGUCCCCGACACGGACACGGUGACUGCAGCCAUCGUCUACGCCUGGGAGUUGAACGCCCGGAACAUCUCGGCGCAGGCCUAUCGCCUUGGGGAGCUGAACCCAGAGACGGAGUUCGUGCUGAAGGCCUUGGAGGUGCCGGUGCCGCCCCUGUUGCCGGAGCUCUCGAAGGAGGUGGCCGUGGUUGACACCAACAACCCGGAAGAGCUUCCGGAGGGUAUCCAAAAGACUCGGAUCCACUCAAUUGUGGACCAUCACAAGCUCAGCGGAUUAGCCAAUGCCGAGCCUUUGGAAGUUGACAUGCGUCCCCUCUGUUCGGCCACCAGCAUUUUGUACUCGCGCUCGAAGCUGUAUGGCUUGACGCCCACCAAGCAGAUGGCUGGAUUGAUGCUCUCAGGCAUCUUGUCCGACUCGUUGGAGUUCCGCUCGCCCACCACCACUGAGCUGGACAAAGUGCACGCGGCAGAGCUCGGGAAGCUGGCAGGGCUUGAUGUGCACGAGUUUGCGGAAGGGAUGCUGGAUGCGAAGGCGAAGGUGGACCACCUCAGCUGCAGCGAGCUCAUCAUGAUGGACACCAAGAUUUUCAACAUCGGCGGGAAGAAGUUGAGAGUCUCCGUGCUCGAGACCACCAAGGCGGCAGGCCCCUUGGCGAAGAAGGCGGAGCUGGUGACGGCCAUGAAGGAACUGAAGGAGAAGGAGAAGAUCGACGACGUGCUCUUCUUCGUGGUUGACAUCCUCAAGGAGUCAGCGACCUUCAUCUCCUCCUCCUCCACUGCGACGACGUUAGUGGAGCCCCCUGACGUGCCGCUCCAGCUCCAAUUCGGACGCGAAGCGUUACUACCCAAGGAAUUGAACGAGUCGAUCGCCUCGCCGUUCGUGGACAAACAAGCACUGCUGUUUGGCGUGGACACCGCUGUGAGGAAAGCCUGGAAGGUGAAGGUGGAUGAUCAGGGUCUGGUGGUCCUUCCAAAGGUCCUCUCGCGCAAGAAGCAGAUCAUCCCCAAGCUGGAAGUGGCCGAGUCCAUGGCAGGAUGGAUGGACAGGCGGGGCCCGACCAUUGAUUUCGCGUGGCAACGACGCUGGGUGGUGCUCCACGAGGGAAAGCUGGAGACCUACCUUGGUCAGGACUGCCAAGAGAGGAAGGCCAUGACGAGGUUAAGACCACAGAGCUCGAUGAAGGCCUUCAAGGUGGCGCCGCUGGGCGACUCCGAGCUUCACCGUGCUGAGCGGCCGAAUGGCUUCGUCUUGGAUCUCGAGCCGGAGGCAGCGCACCGGCCGAUGGUCUACUUCGACCCGCUCGACUCUGAGAGCCUCAGCCAGUGGACGCAGGCGAUCAAUGAGAGCUUGCAAGACCUGGAGCAGGCGAUGAUGCGAGACUGUCGCAUCGCUGCCUCGCGCCUGGUGCGGGACGUGGUGGUGAGAUGUUGCAACAGUCCUGAGCGGAUCACCAAUCGCCGCGUCACGAAGCUCUUGCUGCGCAACAUCUUCGAACGGGUGGCGCAGGACAUGGCUGCGAAGGAAGUUUCUGCGGUGCGUGAGGACCGCCAGCAGGCGGCCAAAGCCGUGAGGCGGAACAGCUCCCUCUUGCGGCAUAUGCCACAGGAGCUCCGAGCAGACCGUGAGGUGGUGCUGGCAGCCGUGGACGCCGAUCCCAUGGCCUUGGCCUAUGCCGAUGAGACCUUAAAGGCCGACCGAGCGGUCGUCUUCCGGGCGAUCUCACAGGAUGGCAUGGCUUUAGAGCACAGCAGCGAUGCGCUCAAGGCGGACCGCGACAUGGUCCUGGCCGCUGCGCUACGGAGUCCGGAUGCCCUGCGCUUUGCGACUCCGGAGGUGAAGGCCGAUGCAGGCCUGGUGGUCUUCUGA